Molecule: messenger RNA, 2402 nt
Organism: Limulus polyphemus (Atlantic horseshoe crab)
Lineage: Eukaryota; Metazoa; Arthropoda; Merostomata; Xiphosura; Limulidae
Product: Krueppel-like factor 10
Exons: 4
Coding region: 72-1469 (465 amino acids)
Biological process (GO): regulation of transcription by RNA polymerase II
Molecular function (GO): RNA polymerase II cis-regulatory region sequence-specific DNA binding; DNA-binding transcription factor activity, RNA polymerase II-specific
Source: RefSeq, a predicted model, not a curated record
CUAUCGUUUUAGAAUAAAAGCAGAUUUCGAAGGCCGAAGAAACUUUUACGUUAGUUUGAAGUCGUAAGUGAAUGUUGCAGUGUUUAACGAUGUCUAGACUUUCAUAUUCUCCACCACAUACUCCUCCACAUUCGUUCUCUGAGGAUUGUCUUCAUGGAGUAGUGCAAGAGAAGAAUGACUUUGAUGCAGUACAAACACUGUUAUCUAUCAGCCAACAGAUAUGCCCAGCCCAGCAUGACAGCAGCACGCAAGACAGUGUCGAUUUCUUCAAUACCAGACAGCUCGAGUUGACACCACCCAACUCUGAAGAUGAACUGGAAGAAAUCAAUCAGAAAAAAAAAAGCAAUUCUGAGCUUGCUCGAUUGCUUUUGACUCAGACACCUCCUCCUACACCAAGUCCUCAGGUGACAGGUAUGCCUGUGUCUGUCAUCAGAAGAGCUCCACGAGUGUGCCAUUUCUCAGAAAAUAGUAUUACUGAAAAGGAUGAAUCGAGAAGGAGUGAAGUGAUCCAGCUCACUGGCUGUGAUAGAAACACCACAUUUCCUGGUAAGCAAUCUGCUGUGUCUCCUUCAGUUAGUCUGCCUGUCACGACAACUGCUCAGAGUGUUAGUUCUGGUUCUGUUACCAUACAACACACCCCAAUAACAGCAGUGCUUCCACUCACUCUGGAUACAUCUUCUGUUCAUUGUGUAUUAAACACAUGCACCACUCAGAGUACAGCUAAGCCUAUCGCUAUUGCUCCUAAGAUCAUUCCUACAACUGUGGUUCCCAUUCUUUCUACUGUCAGGCCAAUGAUGGCCAGUAACAGUCAACAAGAAGACUCUUCAGUCAAAUCUUGUUCUCUUCCCAACACUUCGAAUGGUGCCCCUACCACUUUGAUACCAUUAUUAGGAUCCAAUGGAUCUGUAUUCCAGUUUCUGGUAGCAGCAACACCACUGGGAAUUAAUGGGACGACAGUGACCUGUGGAAUCCCCGAUGGACAAGCUUCCAAACCGCGGAUAUUAGCUCCUGCACCAUUAGUGUUUUCACCGACAGAUAAAGCAAGUUUACUGGCAGAUGCAAGACGAAGAGCUUAUCAGUGCUCUUAUCCGAAUUGUUCCAAGACCUAUUUCAAAAGCUCUCACCUGAAGGCCCACAUCAGAACCCACACAGGGGAAAAACCAUUUGCCUGUACAUGGGAAGGAUGUAACAGAAAAUUCUCGAGGUCUGACGAACUUUCACGUCACAAGAGAACUCAUACAGGAGAGAAAAAAUUUGCUUGUCCAGUGUGCGAGCGGAGAUUUAUGAGGAGUGACCACCUUGCUAAACAUGUAAAAAGACACACCAGUGGCAAGCGAGUAGGACUUUGGGUCAAUCAUCAUUCUACAAAUAGCGGUUCAAAUCAAGAGGGAUGCGUGUCCGAAACCGGGAGAGCCGAGCGUGGGUUAGGAGUGACCACCUUGCAGUUUCUCCUCCCUUCAUCUGUAUAGAAUGUCUGAAGAACUUCAUAUAAUAUUCACUGUGAUUCUUUGGUAUUAAACUUUAAAAUCUUCAGGGUUACCAGGUUAGGGUAACAACAGUCUCUCUUAGUAUAGUGUUUUAUGUUAUACACUUGGUUUGCUCCAGUUUAUAUUUUGUUGAUUAACUAAUGCUAUUACUUACAACUGGUUUUACCAGGACUCUCAUCAUAUGAGUAAAGGCAUAACAUCAGCAUGAAUGUGGAAAAUUAUAUGUACUUAAGGUUGCUCUGUGAAAUUAGAUUCUGGAGAUUGUAGUAAAGUAUUGAUUUGGUUCUCUAUUGCAAGUAGGAUAUUGUGUAGUCAAAAGGUAACAUUCAGGUUUAUACUCGCAAGUUAUUUUAAUAAUUAUAAUAUAUUAUUAAUUGAUAUGAAAAUGUUAGUCAAGUUUCAGUUGGCUAUGUGAAACACAAAUUUAUUAGGCAUUAUGUAAACUAAACUGUUGAAAUUUGGUUCAGAAAAUACCUAUAUGUUUGUCAUGUUCUAUGUGUGAUGCUGAGUGUAUUUUUCCUUUUUGACAAAAAUGAAAAAGUAAUAAAAAAGUGGUUAAUUUACUAAAAACAAGUUUAUUUUUUACUUUGGAUCUAAAAAAAGCAUUUUUAUCAAUUUUUUUUUUGUAAAUGUGGGAACCAUAUUUUGAUAGUUAUUUUAUAAAAUGCUGUGCUUCAAAGGAAAAGUACACUCCUGUUAGUAAGGAGAUUCUGUAUGUUUUUGUUGGUUUUCUGCAUCCAUUCGUGUUCAAAUUCCGGUGCUGUUAGUCAACUACCAACUUUGAUGGUAGAUUAACCGACUAUAACUCUUGAUUUAAGAGUAUUUAUUUAUAAGAAUUAUUCUAAAUUAAGUCGAAAAGUGUAAAUACGCGACACAUUUCCUACUGUUGAAAUACAAAUAACAUGAGAAAACGAA